Molecule: messenger RNA, 6647 nt
Organism: Mizuhopecten yessoensis (Yesso scallop)
Lineage: Eukaryota; Metazoa; Mollusca; Bivalvia; Pectinida; Pectinidae
Product: lipoma-preferred partner homolog
Exons: 10
Coding region: 357-1961 (534 amino acids)
Biological process (GO): cell-cell adhesion
Cellular component (GO): stress fiber; focal adhesion
Source: RefSeq, a predicted model, not a curated record
UGAAUCAUUCAAACACACGAUGGGUGAACGUGCACAUGUCUGCAUUGUGUUGAUGGGGAUGUAAAUCCCGGAGGGUGGGGCGGUGACCCCGGUGGUGUGGAUCGAUUCGAUUGUUUUUUUUAUCGUAUUGCAGUAUAUUAUUAUGUCUACAGAUAAUUUAUAUACAUUGAUAGUCAAUUUAUGUUGUCGUGCGAGUAUUUGUUAAGCCCUAGGCAUGUAAGCAGAGGAUGGGUACAUGUAUUUAUUAUUUUGAGAGAAGGAGAUAUUCACGAGGAGGAAGGUGUAAACGGGUGAAGCCGGAGUGGAAGGUGUACAGACGGUGUACAGACAUGUGAUGGAUAGGACUGACAUACAAAAUGCAACAGGAACUUGAAUAUAACUUUGGCCAGAUGGGAAUGUAUGAGCAGGCGUCUACAAGGAAGCUGCCCCCGUCCGUCGCCCCUAAACCUCGCAGGAACAACGAUGCACCAGCUCCAUAUAGACCAGGAGCCAGCACAUACCGACAGUUCAACCCUCCAGAUGAUGAUUUUCCUCCCCCUCCACCACCUCAGCCUGCCUAUUCGGAUGAUGUUCUGGCGUACCCUCCUCCUCCCCCUCCUGAGACUGCGAGGGAUUACGAUGGUCAGGAAGAUUACCUUCCACCUCCACCUCAGGUGUCUCAGGUCCCCCAGGCCAAGUCUGGUUUAUAUGGACGUCAGUCCCCUGCCAAUGCUGGAUACAGUUCCGGGACGUCCCCAGGAAAUACAGGUUACAGUACCGGAACUUCCCCAGGAAAUACAGGGUACAGCUCGGGGGCAUCAACUUCCCCUGGAUAUAGCGGCCAAACAUCUCCCAGAUAUGGUAGCCACUCGGCACCCAGAUAUGCACCCCAGUCACCUGACCGGUCAUCAGGACGCACGCCAUCACCUGCCUACAACACUUCCGCCUACAGCCCUCCUAACAGAGGCCCAGAGGGACAGACUGAGUACACAACAGUAUUCCAGGGUGGCAGACAGUCCCCUCAACCCUACUCCCAGUCCCUUAGGACUGCGUCCCCUGCCGGACGCACAUCUCCAUAUGGCUCUAGUAACUAUGCAAACCUGCCAGGAUACUCCUCUGUGGCGCCCACACAUCAACAGGAGCAGCCAAUUUAUGCGAGGCCCAUCAGCACCAGCUCGGAGGGCUUUACACCAGCGUACAAUCAGCUCGGAGGCGAAGAUGACCGACCGCUGCCUGGUCCACAGGUCGCAGCAGGAAAGAGUCCAUUGUUAGAACCGGUCAGUCCGACUCAGCCCUCUAGUGGAAAGGAAGCUGAGGUAGAUGCCUUGACCAACCUCCUGAUGGCAAACAUGGAGUCUACUAAGGAACCUGAUUACUUUGGGAUGUGCAGUAGGUGUGGCAAGAAGGUGAUGGGAGAGAACAAUGCCUGUACCACCAACGACCAGGUCUAUCACAUUGCCUGUUUCACCUGUCUAGGCUGUGGAACCAUGCUGAGAGGGAAAUCAUUUUAUUCCAUGGACAGUAAACCUUACUGUGAAACCUGUUACCUGAACACACUGGAGAGAUGUUCUGUAUGUUCCAAGCCAGUCACAGACCGUCUGCUGCGAGCCACAGGUAAACCGUACCACCCCGGCUGUUUUACCUGUGUAGUGUGUGGUAAGAGUCUGGACGGAGUACCUUUUACUGUAGACGCUACCAACCAAAUACAUUGUAUUGAGGACUUCCACAAAAAAUUUGCUCCUCGCUGCUGUGUAUGUCAGCUGCCCAUCAUGCCUGAUGUAGGACUUGAAGAGACUGUGAGAGUGGUUGCUAUGGACAGGAGUUUCCAUGUCCAGUGUUACCGCUGUGAGGAUUGCGGUUUGCUGCUGUCAUCGGAGGCUGAAGGCCGGGGAUGCUACCCUCUGGACGAACACAUACUGUGUAAGAACUGCAAUGCCAAGAGGAUACAGAACAUGACCACUAAAAUGACCACAGAGUUAUAACUGGACGCAGCCAGGACACCAUCACCUUGACGACAGACAAACAAUGUAAAUGGAGUUAAAUAUUUUCCUGAGGACAACUUGAUGACAAAGGAACAAAAUUGAUGUGAAUGGACGAAGGUGAGGACAACUUGAUGACAAAGGAACAAAACUGAUGUGAAUGGACAAAGGUUGGACAUCGACUCGAGUUCACUUUGUCUGCAGAUGUACCGUAUUGAUGUAAAUGAACAAAGGUUUGACAUCGUGCUAUGGUCAAAUUGAUGGCAUAUGUGGAAUAUAUUAUAUUGUGACUGCAAAUAAACAAUAUUUUUAUAAAUGGAAGAAGGCUGGAUAUUUUCUGGGAUUGCCUGACAGGACAGGAACGAUAUAAUGACAGUUUUGUUGAUUUAUGAUUAGAAAGAGGUUGAUUGUAACUCUGAGCUCACCAAGACUAUGGAUAUGUUGAACACAUCAAUGCCACAAUAUUGUAAAGUUAUAAUCUGAAAGAAUUAGUUGAUACCAGUAAGAUUAAGGCAAACAGAUUUUUUAACAGGGUGACUAAAUGUAGAUUUUGUAUGCUUGGGAAAAAUACCUUAGAAUUAAGCUAUUGUGCAAUUUCACAAAAUGAAAAUUUUGUAGAUUUUUUGUUUGUAAUUUAGAUCAAAUGCAUUUAGUAAAAGCUAUCUUUGAUGCGACUAUUGGAUCUGUAGUUAUACUCAAUGUAUGUACUUUGUCAAUGAUCAGUUGAUGAUACUGCAUACUGGGGAAUUGUCGCUGUACUUUAAUUUUCACCUUUUUCGCCCAGGGUAAAUAUUUGACUGGGCGAAAGAUUUCCUGUCUACAGUAUUACAUGUGUAGAGCAUCUUACACCAGGGUUUAUUUUGUAUCAACAAAAUAUAUAUAGUAUGCCCUAAAGCUUUUCACUAGUGGCAUAGACAUUUAUACAAAACGUUUCAUAUUCAGAUUUACUCUAGUUUAAAAUGUUUAUCAUAAAAAAAAUUUAAAGACUAAACUUAAAUAAGAUAUUAGUAUUUAUACUAGUUUAAGAUUCUGUUUAUCUUAUGAUACACAACUUAAGCAAGAUAUUCAUAUAUAUACUAUGUUUAGAUUCUAUUUAUCCAACGAGACUGACCUUUAGCAAGAUAUGAAGGUUUACGCUAGUUUAAGAUUCUGUUUAUCAUAUGAUCCUAAGCUGAAGCAUGAUAUUCAGAUUUAUGCUAUUUAAGAUUCUAUUCAUCCAACAAGACUGAACUGAUCCAGAUAUUAAGGUUUAACCUAGUUUAAGAUUCUGUUUAUCACAUGAGACUAAACUUGAGACAUGCAGAUUCACACUUGCAAGAUAUUUUGUUGGAAAUGAUACCCUGCUAAACAGCAUUACCGGUAUUGGAGAAAAUGGUUUUAUUUAAACUUAUACACAUAAUUACGUUCCAACUUUCCAAUGACGUUUCAGUCAUGAAUUGAUGCCAGUCAGUUUGUUCAAACCAAAUAUCACACAAAGGGCUACAGAUAUCAUAUGUUGUCAUGUGGUGGAAUGACACCUUUUGUGUAGUUAUAUAUGUUACGUAGAGACAAUCAGAAACCGAGAUAUGUAGUGCUUACAGUAUUACUACUAUUAACUAACAAUGUCCUUACUUGACUGAUGUUGUAUUACAGUAUAUCAAUUGAUAAUUAAUUACUGAGGGUACAGUUGCUGUUGAUCUUGUACACUUUUGAUAAACGAUUCCCCCAAAUAAUACAAGUCGGCACAUUCCAUACUUUUUCAUGAUCAAGUUGAGGUACUUUCCUUUUAAUAACAAACAACUAGAGCAGUGCUCUACCAAAAUUAAAAGAAUUUCCAAUAGCAGAUCAUAGUAAUAAAAUGUCAGACAGUCCAUCAUCUACCACUAUGCUUGUCUUAAGAUAUCCAAACAUCUACAGAUGGGGUCGGUUUGGUUUGUUAAGAUGGCACAUACCACCAACUGUCUUUUUAAGAUAAGCAAACACCUAUCACUAGAUUUGUUAAGAUGGCCAAACACUUACCACUAGAAAUUACUUAAGAUGGCCAAACACCUGCUACUAGAACUGUCUUACGAUGGCCAAACACUUAUCAGUAGAACUGUCUUAAGAUGGCCAAACACUUACCUCUAGAAAUGUUGUAAGAUGGCCAAACACCUGCUACUAGAAUUGUCUUAGGAUGGCCAAACUUUUACAAGUAGGACUGUCUUAAGAUGGCCAAACACCUGCUACUAUAACUGUCCCUAAGAUGACCAAAUACUUACCACAAAAAUUGUCUUAAGAUAGCUAAACACUUACCAAAAAAAAUGUCUUGAGACAGCCAAACACUUACCACUAGAAAUGUCUUAACAUAGCCAAACACUCACCAGAAGAAAUGUUUCAAGAUGGCCAAACUCUUACCACUAGAACUGUCUUAACAUAGCCAAACACUUACCAAUAGAACAGUCUUAAGAUGGCUAAACACUUACCAAUAGAACAGUCUUUAGAUGGCAAAACACCUACAAACAGACCUUCUUCGAUUAAGGAGGGAUGUAUUCUACAUUAAUGUACAGAGAAUCAAUUUUUGUAAGUUAUUUUGUUUUAUGUAUGUUUUGUGGAGGGUACUACUUCGCUUUUGUUAAUGUACCUAUAACUGCAAUUUAAUUUGAUUUUGCGCUGCUUUCCUUGGCCCAUUUUAUUAUACUGUAUUUCGUAUUCUGAUCUGUAUGAUUUUUAAACUUAUUUGUAUCACCCUGUGUCAACAUGUACCAGUGCUUAGCAUGCUUAUACAUUUUGUUAUUUAUUAAUAAAACCAACUAUAAUUGACAAUGUUAUUUUACUACAAAAUAUAUAUAUAUAUUGUUAAAUCAGUCAUCAUGGAUUGAAGUUUAUGAUUUUACAGUGGAACCUGUGUACUUCAGACAUCUUGGCCUGUAUUCAUGAAACCUUUCUCAUGCUCAAGCAUGAAUUCUGUGCUCAAGCCAACUCACUUAAAUCAUAAAACACGGUAAAAAAGUCAAGUGGAAUCAUUGAAAAUAGUAUUCGGCUUAAAGUCUCUCCAAAAUUCUACCAUAUUAUUGACAAAAUAGGAUUUCUUUAUCACUUUAUCACGUUUGAGCAUGAGAAUGGUUUCAUCAAUAUGGGUCUAGAUCCUUCUGUACAGAGUAGAGUGUAACAUGAUUUAACCGAUUCAAUUAACAUAGAGAUGUUGUACUUCAGUUAUUGACAGACACACUACCAUGAAUAAACAGGUUCAAUUAACAUAGAGAUGUAUACAUUACAACCGAAAUUGUAGACACGAGUUAUCGUAAAAGUGGAAACUCUUGCAUAUGGAAAUGUUUGUAUUGUGACCCUUAUAUGUUCCUGUUGGCAAUGGUUCUGUUGUCUAUUUAUUUUAUAUAAUUGUUUAUAAUCUUUAAAUAAAUAUUUGUUUGGGCAUAUUUCCGCACUAAUUUACUCAAUGAGUUAAACUCUCGCAUUUCAACACUGCAAACAUUUCUACUUUUACAAUAUACAAGGUUUAAUCAAGUCAUGAUCACAUUGUCAAUAUCAUGGGUAUGUUGUAUAAGCGACAAGAUUGGGUGACAUUUUGUAUAAUAACCAUUGUUACUGCGUAUGUUGUAUAUGAUGUAAAAUGCUAGCCUUAUGAUUAUGUAACGACUGAAGCAAAAGUUUGCAAUAACUAUUAUAUAUAAUAUUUUGAAGUAAAAUAACAGUACUGUUUGUGCUAUAGAAUAUUAGUGCUUCUCGUAUCCCUCAUUUUACCAUCCUCGUUUUCUUUUCAUUAUUUUAUUGUAUUUUCAGUUUUUGAUUUUCGUCCGGUUUCUGUUUUAUUUUGUUCUGUACACUCAUAACAUAGACAUCAACAAAACUAUACAUGACAAACUGUGUAAUAUUUGUAUAUGCUCUGUGUUGAAUUUGCAACCUCGUUAAUGUUUCAUGUCUUAUAAAAGACUCUCUGGAAAGAAAAUAGAUCUGAAGAAUUUAUGGUCUUACCUGUGUAGCUGAACUGGACUGGGUCGAUUGCGAGCAACCAGGUAGCUCAAUUGGUUAGAUUAUCCAUCAAAGAGUUCAGAGGUCAAAUGCUUGAGUCCUGGUCAAAGACUUUGUUGAAGAAGGGAGGAAUAUAGUGGACAGGACUUGGUCACCAGCAAUGGACCAGGUAAUUAGAUAGGUUAGAGCGGCCAUCUCUAGUUUGGAGGUCCAGGGUCGACAGGACUUGGUCGAUCGCUGGUGACCAGGUAGUUGGAUUGGUUAGAGCAGCGAUCUCGAGUUUGGAGGUCCAGGGUCGACAGGACUUGGUCGAUCGCUGGUGACUGGUAUGAUUGAUAACCCUAACAGUGAAGGUCUUUGAAGAGGGAUGGCUACUUAUAUGAUGUGUGAGGAAAAAAAAUCAAAAAAACUUGCACAACAUUUCAACACUGACUGUGUCAAAGUAUUUAUUGUAUGUCCCCUUGACAAAGGUACCUGUCAGUAUGGAGUGAUGAUAAGGUACACUCCGACUAUUUAAGCAUAAUUUAAAUUUUUCUUCUUAGCAGUGUAUCACUCCAAACUGAUGAAUCUUUAUCAUAAAAAAAGGAAUGGCUGUUAUAUCAAAACCAGUGUAUGCUCUAUUCUGUUAUAUGUACUGUGUAUCAUGUUAGCUUUGUACCAUCACAUUACUACACUUUAUCAUUGAGGAUCCGCAACAACGAGCUGUUAACUUUAUGUUGUCAAUAAAUAGCGUUAUUAAACUUA